Messenger RNA from Passer domesticus (house sparrow), 793 nucleotides. RefSeq names its product transmembrane protein 60 (gene TMEM60). The transcript has 2 exons. The coding region runs from base 177 to 581 and encodes 134 amino acids. The record is from RefSeq and is a predicted model, not a curated record. NCBI's taxonomy places the organism in Eukaryota, Metazoa, Chordata, Aves, Passeriformes, Passeridae.
CCCGCUGGCCAAUAGCCGGCGCGGGGCGGGUGAGGGGGGCGGGCGGUUCCCUGAGGCGGAGCGGCAGGGGAGGGCCCCGCGCCCCCUCAGCCGAGCGCGGGCCCCGCGGACCGGGGGAUGCGCCGCGAUCUGCGGUUGUUGCUGACAGCGAAGGCCUUCCUCCCAAAGCUGUUUAAAUGAGAAUGUCCCUGGCGCAAAGAGUGCUGCUGACAUGGCUUUUUACCUUACUGUUCCUGAUCAUGCUGGUGCUGAAGUUGGAUGAGAAAGCACCGUGGAACUGGUUCCUCAUUUUCAUUCCAGUGUGGAUAUUUGACACAAUUCUUCUGGUUAUGUUGAUUGUAAAGAUGGCCGGACGCUGCAAGUCUGGCUUUGACCCUCGCAAUGGCUCCCAGAACAUGAAGAAGAAAGUCUGGUACCUCAUUGCAAUGCUGCUGAAAUUGGCCUUCUGCCUCGCCCUGUGUGCCAAGCUGCAGCGCUUCACCACCAUGAAACUGGCCUACGUGUUCAUCCCGCUCUGGGCCUUGCUGCUUGGGGGCAUGGUUGAACUUGGAUACAAUAUCUUCUAUGUACGAAGAGACUAGCCUGUGCCAGGUGGUUUCCCGUGCCAAGAUUGGCACCACGUUACUAGAUUAUUACCACUUUGCCACAAAUUUGAUCUUCAAACUAGACAGCCAAAUGAGUCAAGCUGGAGACUUAAGCUAAAGCAGACUGAAGACUGAAAGUAGACGUGUUUCAUUUUUUUAUUUUAAAGCUCACAUAUGCUCUUGUAAAUAAAAGUAUUUGUUCAACAUAA